GGAUGUGCGCGUUGUGAUAUUGAUGCUGAAAUGAUAUCUUGUGCAGCCCUAAUUUAAAAUAUAGAUCUGUGUCCGGCAGAGAACUACAGCUGUGUUCUACUUUGCUGAACAGUGAAUCGACUGUUUUUUUUUCUUUUAGGUGCUAGGUGAAUUGCUGACAGCCAUGGAUGCUCUCAUGGACACCUUCAGGACCCUCGCCAUCGCCAGAAGACUGCAGCCCAUUGAGGCCACAUAUAUUCUGGACGUUUCUCUUGCAGCGUCAGAUGUUCUGGCCAUGUGCUGCUCCAAUCACUCAGUGCAUCUCCACAACAGAGAGACGCUCCGUCAGGUGGGUCAGUUUCAGGGCCACACGGCUCCUGUCUGUGGGGUCCGUUUCUCUCAUCUGUCCCCUCACCUGCUGUUCUCUGGCUCUGCCGAUGGGACGCUGCGGUCUUGGGACAUCCGACGGCCUGCUUCUGACUCUGUUCAGGUUUUCCGCAGUGAUUCGACACAUACGUACUGCUCGUUUGAUGUGAGCUGUAGUGAUCGUGUGCUGUGCGCUGGCACCGAGCAGGUGGAGGAGGACAGUUUUUUAGUCUUCUGGGAUGCCCGUAUGGUACAGGAUGGAGGCCCGCUGGGCGUUUAUUCGGAGUCACACAGUGAUGAUGUCACUGCGGUGAAGUUUCACCCUCAGCAGGCUGACCGGUUGGCUUCUGGAGGCACAGAUGGGCUGGUGAAUGUGUUUGAUCUGAGUCUCGGAGGAGAGGACGAUGCUCUUGUCACCACCUGCAACUGCAACUCCUCUGCAAGCUCCCUCUGCUGGACGGGCAAAGAUCUGGACCGGCUGCUUUGUCUGACUCAUGAUGAGGGGCUUCACCUCUGGGACGUUGCCCGUCCAGACAGCAACGACACUUUGAUCCUUCUGAGUUCUGCUGACGCUCGAACACUUGUCCAGCUCCCCGACGGAGCUUCACUCGAGUACUUUAUUGGCGGUACAUGGCUAUCAGAUGAAGAGCGGACUCUUUUAGUGGGUGGAAGUAAUCAAGGAGAGCUUCACCUCCUGGAUUGCAGUGGGAGUGGCUUAAGGCUUAUUCAAUCCCUGAAAGGCGGGCAUUUGGCUACAGUGAGAUGCUUCCAGUGGGAUGUGGUUGGUCGAUCUCUGGUGACGGGCGGAGAGGAUGGCCAGUUGUUGCAGUGGAAGGCGGGAGCAGAGGAACUCAGUGUGGGGAAAAAAGAAUCUCUUAAAAGCAUCUCCUCAAUGCAGCUCAAAACCAAAGCUCACAGAAAACAAGCUACAAAGACAGACCGGACAAAAACAGCAUGAUCGUGUAGCGUAUAUCUGUAGGAGAAACAGUUGAGAAUGAAACAGAUAACAGAGAAACUGAUUCCUGCUUUCACAAAUGAGCAAAACAGUCAGUCUGGGCAGGAAACUAAACAUUAUUUUUUAAUAAUAUUACCUUUUUCAGAGACUGUAAUAAUAAUAAAAUCUUGUGUACCCUGAGGAUGAGUAAAAUGA
Molecule: messenger RNA, 1495 nt
Organism: Danio aesculapii
Lineage: Eukaryota; Metazoa; Chordata; Actinopteri; Cypriniformes; Danionidae
Gene: wdr89
Product: WD repeat domain 89
Exons: 2
Coding region: 164-1303 (379 amino acids)
Molecular function (GO): protein binding
Source: RefSeq, a predicted model, not a curated record